UACUAAAAUAAAUGCCCCUUAAUCAACUUGUUUUAACUGAAGUUUCCCUGAUUUGUCCUCAGAGUUCAGAAAUGUCUUCUGGCAGCAACCUGCAGUCUAAAGAUCAGUUUCUUUGCUCCAUCUGUCUGGAUGUGUUCACUGAUCCAGUCACCACACCAUGUGGACACAACUUCUGCAAAACCUGCAUCACUCAGCUCUGGGAUAUAAAUGUUCCCUACAAGUGUCCUCUGUGCAACAAGCAUUUCACCUCCAGGCCUCAGCUGGGAGUCAACACUUUAUUAAAAGAGAUGGUUGAUCAGUUCAGAGGUGAAGCUCAGCAGGAAGCCAGCAGCAGCUCAGAGCAACAAGCUGCCAAACCAGGAGAAGUUCCCUGUGACGUCUGCACUGGACCCAAACUGAAGGCCCUGAAGUCCUGCAUGGUGUGUCUGCUCUCCUACUGCCAGACUCACCUGGAGCCUCACCUGACCGCUCCACGUCUGAAGAAACAUCAGCUGAUGGAGCCGGUGGAGAACCUGGAGGACAGGAUGUGUCUGCAGCACGAUAAACCUCUGGAGCUGUUCUGUAGGACAGACCAGACAUGCGUCUGCUUGGUCUGUCCUGUUUUAGACCACAAGAACCACGAGUUUGUUCCUCUGAGAGAAGAAUCUGAAGGAAAGAAGGCAGAGCUGAGGAAGACGGAGGCUGAAGUUCAGGAGAUGAUCCAGAAGAGACGACUGAAGAUCCAGGAGAUCAGAGAGUCGGUGAAGAUCAGUAAAGAUGCUGCAGACAGAGAGAAAGCUGGAGGUGUUCAGAUCUUCACGGCUCUGAUAGAGUCUGCUGAGAGAGGCCUGAAGGAGCUCCUCAAGGAGAUCCAAGACAAACAGGAAACUACAGAGAAACAGGCUGAAGACUUCAUCAGAGAUCUGGAACAGGAGAUCUCUGAGCUGAAGAAGAGGAGCUCUGAGGUCAAGCAGCUCUCACAGGAUGAAGAUCACCUCCACCUCCUCCAAAGCUUCUCCUCCCUGAAAGAUGCUCCACCCACCAAGACCUGGACAGAGGUCAGAGUUCAUCCACCAUCAUAUGAGGGGACUGUGGUGAGAGCUGUGGUUCAGGUUGAGCAGAAGAUCAGGGAGACAAUGAUGAAGAAGUUGAUGGAGGCUGAGAUGAAGAGGAUCCAUCAGUUUGCUGUUGAUGUGACUCUGGAUCCUGAUACAGCUCAUCCUAACCUCAUCCUGUCUGAUGAUGGAAAACAGGUGAAAAAUGGAGACGAGAGGAAGAAUCUUCCAGACAAACCAGUGAGAUUUUCCCAGUGUCCGUGUGUUUUAGGACAGCAGAGUUUCUCUGCAGGCAAAUUUUACUUUGAGGUUCAGGUUAAAGGAAAGACUAACUGGGAUUUAGGAGUGGCCAGAGAAUCCAUCAACAGGAAGGGAAUAAUCACACUGAGACCUCAGGACGGUUUCUGGACUGUUGUGCUGAGAAAAGGAAAUGAGUACAAAGCUGCUGCUGGACCUUCAGUGCGUCUCCAUCUCCAUCCUGGUCCUCAGAAGGUGGGGGUGUUUGUGGAUUAUGAGGAGGGUCUGGUCUCCUUUUAUGAUGUAGAUGCUGCAGCUCUGAUUUACUCCUUUACUGGCUGCUGCUUCAAGGAGAAACUCUACCCAUACUUUGGUCCAUGUCCUAAUGCUGGAGGUAAAAACUCUGAUCCUCUGAUCAUCUGUCCUGUUAAUCAGGCUGAUUGUUGA
Molecule: messenger RNA, 1718 nt
Organism: Xiphophorus maculatus (southern platyfish)
Lineage: Eukaryota; Metazoa; Chordata; Actinopteri; Cyprinodontiformes; Poeciliidae
Product: E3 ubiquitin-protein ligase TRIM21-like
Exons: 1
Coding region: 12-1718 (568 amino acids)
Biological process (GO): protein ubiquitination
Molecular function (GO): zinc ion binding; ubiquitin-protein transferase activity; protein binding
Source: RefSeq, a predicted model, not a curated record